This is a messenger RNA of Cherax quadricarinatus, 2689 nucleotides long. RefSeq names its product minichromosome maintenance 6. Gene Ontology annotation, biological process: double-strand break repair via break-induced replication; mitotic DNA replication; DNA replication initiation. Gene Ontology annotation, cellular component: MCM complex; nucleus. Gene Ontology annotation, molecular function: ATP binding; single-stranded 3'-5' DNA helicase activity; single-stranded DNA binding. The record is from RefSeq and is a predicted model, not a curated record. NCBI's taxonomy places the organism in Eukaryota, Metazoa, Arthropoda, Malacostraca, Decapoda, Parastacidae.
CAUUCUGCAUAAAACAUGGGAAAACGAGUAAUGAUAAUGCCAACCCCUUUUAAAUUUCAGUUCACCCAGCCAACAAUCUGCCGAAAUCCUGUCUGUAGCAACCGUGCUCGUUUCAUGCUUGACACAAACAAGAGCCGUUUUGUUGACUUCCAGAAAGUUCGCAUCCAGGAAGUUCAAGCAGAACUGCCUAGAGGAUGCAUCCCACGCAGUGUCGAAAUAGUUGUUCGUGCUGAGGCUGUGGAGAGGGCACAGGCUGGUGACCGCUGUGACUUCACAGGAUCUUUGAUUGUAGUUCCUGAUGUUUCUUCAUUGAACCUUCCUGGGGCUCGAGCAGAAAGUUCUGCAAGGCAUAAAGGUGAAGAAAGUGAAGGAGUAACAGGCCUGAAAGCACUCGGUGUGCGUGAUCUUAACUACAGAAUGGCAUUUUUGGCUUGUUCCAUUACUCCAACCAACCCAAAGUUUGGUGGAAAGGAAAUUCGUGGAGAAGAGUUGACUGCUGAAGGAAUUAAGAGACAGAUGACUGAGCUUGAGUGGAACAAAGUGUAUGAAAUGUCCAGAGACAAGAACCUGUACCAGAAUCUUAUAUCAUCCCUCUUCCCUACUAUUCAUGGGAAUGAUGAAGUCAAGAGGGGAAUCUUGCUGAUGAUGUUCGGAGGAGUUCCCAAGGUAACAAUGGAAGGUACGACACUUCGAGGUGAUAUUAAUGUGUGUGUUGUUGGUGAUCCAUCCACAGCUAAAUCUCAAUUUCUUAAGCAGGUGGCCGACUUCAGUCCCCGAGCUGUUUACACCUCUGGUAAAGCAUCUUCAGCUGCUGGCUUAACUGCAGCUGUGGUAAAAGAUGAAGAAUCUCACGAGUUUGUUAUAGAAGCUGGCGCCCUUAUGUUGGCUGAUAAUGGUGUGUGUUGUAUUGACGAGUUUGACAAAAUGGAUGUAAGAGAUCAAGUUGCUAUUCACGAGGCUAUGGAACAACAGACAAUCUCAAUUACUAAGGCAGGUGUAAAGGCUACACUGAAUGCUCGUACUUCAAUAUUGGCUGCUGCUAAUCCAAUCGGUGGCCGCUAUGACCGAACAAAGUCUCUUCGCCAGAAUAUUGCACUGUCAGCCCCUAUCAUGUCACGUUUUGAUCUUUUCUUCAUUCUUGUGGACGAGUGUAAUGAGGUAACAGAUUAUGCCAUUGCACGGCGAAUUGUUGAUUUACAUUGUCACAACGAAGAGAGCAUUGACAGAACCUAUGCUUUAGAAGAAAUUCAGCGCUAUAUUAUGUUUGCUAGACAGUUCAAACCAAAACUUAAUAAGGAAGCUAGUGAGUAUUUAGUGGAACAGUAUCGCAACCUUCGCCAGCGUGACUGUUCUGGGGCUGCAAAGUCUUCGUGGCGCAUUACUGUUCGUCAGCUUGAGUCUAUGAUUCGAUUGUCUGAGGCUAUGGCCAGAAUGCAUUGUUCAGAUGAGGUAAAACCAAAACAUGUUAAAGAAGCCUACCGGUUGCUUAACAAGUCAAUCAUUCGUGUUGAACAACCAGAUGUUCACCUGGAAGAUGUUGAAGAGGAGCAAGAAGUGGAAGAACCCAUGGAGACAGAUGAGAACAGGGAUCCCAAUGGUCAAAUUAAUGGUGUACAUAAUCCUGAUGAUGAUGGAGCAACAUCUGAUGCCAUGAAGAAGAAGAAAUUGAAGUUGUCAUAUGAAGCGUACCGCAGCAUGUCUAAUCUUCUGAUUGUGCACAUGCGGAAGGAGGAGCAGCGCAUGGAGGAAGAUGAAACGGAGACUUCAGGGUUAAGGAGAUCAACUGUCAUAAACUGGUACUUAAAUGAAAUAGGUGGUGAUAUAGAAUCCGAGGCUGAACUAAUAGAAAAGAAGAUGAUUGUUGAGAAGGUUCUGGACAGACUGACAUACCAUGACCAAGUAAUCAUCCCCUUGACUCGUAGUGGCCUGAAGGACUCCUCAUUGGGUACUGAUGAAGACGAAGACCCAGUGCUCGUUGUACAUCCUAAUUAUAUUCUGGAAUAAUGAAUUAUGGGACACAUGCAAUUUACAUAAAAAAGUAUUGAUUAUAUAUAAUUAGAAUGAUUUUGUGUUGAUUUUUCUUUAAUCAGGGUGAAGGACUAAACCCUUAAGGGUCAUAUAGAGAUGGAAGGCAUUCAGGUUUGAUCCUAGGAAAUGGAGGACACAUUGUUACUUGGAUUUAGGACCCAUCAUGCCUCAAGGCACCUCCCAUGAAGGGUUUAAAAUGUGAUUUAACUGAAAAUUGCUAGAAGUGAUAAAAAUAAGAGACUUAAAAACAGAAAUGUUAUUAGAGGUAAAUAGCAUUUCAUUCACAUAUAGUGAACUUUCUCAAGUGACCAGGAAAUCAAAGACGUGUUCAGUUUAGCUGGUAGGAGAGUAGUGCAUCAGGUGCAGAAACCUUUGUACCUCUAAUAAUAAGGGUUCUUUUUGUUUGUUUUCAUAAGUACUUUUCAAUUGCCACAGUUUCAUAUGCAUGAAGAAUAUUGUAUUUAACUUGACAAAUUGUAGUCUUGAUAAAUUAUUGAAUUUGGAAACAGCACAGCUCACAGAUGUACAAAAGUUGCGAGGGAGUAUACUUUUUUCUUUCGGAAUUACUUUUAAAAAACUUAUUGUAUAUUACUUUUUAUUUUUGUUUGUAGAUGAAAUAAAUUUAAAAAUUAUUUUAUAUUUAAUAAAGAAAAUAAAUAUA